This is a messenger RNA of Capronia epimyces CBS 606.96, 1896 nucleotides long. RefSeq lists its product as uncharacterized. Lineage: Eukaryota; Fungi; Ascomycota; Eurotiomycetes; Chaetothyriales; Herpotrichiellaceae. Bases 1 to 1896 code for a protein of 631 amino acids. The transcript has a single exon. The record is from RefSeq and is a predicted model, not a curated record.
AUGCCACCCCGGCACUUUUCCCGGUAUCUCUUCGUUGGCGCAGUCUUUCUUCUCGGCGUUAUCGUCUUUUCCACCACCUCACACACCUCCGCCGCCGCCGCCGCCCACGACGGCAUUAGGGGGUCGAUCCCGAAGAUCACCGUCCCCGGCUUCCGCUUCUCCUUCCAGAGCUCCGCGCACAAACCCCCCGAGCAGAAGAACAGCACCCACGGCGACAGCGACAGCUCGUGGUACAGCGACUGGAAAUGGUUGAACCCAUUCUCCUCCUCCGUCACCCUCGACGAAGACCGCGUUGUCCUCCCACCCGUGGCCGACCGGCCUGCGGUCUACACAUUUUACGACACGACUUUCAAGAGAGAUGAAGAUACCCAGAAAGUGGACCAAGAACUGCUGUUGACCUGGCGCCGGGCAUGGUGGGCUCACGGCUUCCGCCCGGUCAUCCUGACCGAGGCUGAAGCCAUGAGCCACCCAUUGUACCAAACUCUCCAAGAAAAGGGCAUGCCCACGGCUCUGGAACAGGAGUUCAGACAAUGGUUGGCAUGGGCCCACAUGGGAACGGGCCUGCUGUCCAGCUGGUUCUGCCUGCCCAUGGGUGCUUACGACGAUCUGCUCCUCGCACAUCUGCGGCGAGGGCAGUAUCCGCAUCUUACCAAAUUCGAAGGCCUAGGAUCUGGUCUGUUUGCAGGAGAACGCACCCAGAUCAACGACGCCAUCCAGUCGGCCCUGGGCAACAUCAAGUUAAGCACCUUCAAGUCCAUCACCGACGCUAUAGACUCGGAACGCUUCAAGGUGGAACAGCCAACCUCAGUUGCACAUUACGAUUCGCAGACGAUUACCUCCAAAUAUCCCGUCCUGGCAGAACUGAUUGUCCAAGAUCCUCACAAAGGUCGACUUGCUCUCAAUCAACUGAUGAUUACACAUUUGCACACCAUCUGGCAGAACAGCUUCAGCACUGGCAUCGCCGUCUUGCAGCCCCUCCCUGCCCAUACCUUUUCCCUGGUGAAGCCGGCAAAGGAUCUGGCCCAUCUUCUGGCCGAAUGCCCCAGCUCGAUUCUACAGUCAUCUUGUCCACCGAACCGGCCCAAGUGCAGUCCGUGUGUGGGCUCCCGCUUGAGUAUCAACACUGCCUCCUCUUUCCGAAACACUUCUUCCCUCUUUACCAUUGCCGUCGUUCCCCAUCCCUACACCAUGAUCACCCUCGCCAACCGGUCGGAUACGAUUACGGUCAACCAUAUUAGACGUCGGACCCCGCGAGACCCUUGGGUUACCGCCGUCACCCGAAACCUCCUCGGAGAUGCACGAGGAGGUCCAAGUCGAGUGGUAGCAUUGAAGGACGCCGUGGCCUCGGAAUAUGGUAGCUUUCGAUCAUUAUGGUUUACCACCGAGCACUUUCCCGCGACUUUCUGGCCACCUCCGCCUCCACCCAAGUCUCCCACCAACGAUGCUCAUCCAGUCGAGGAAAAGGUCUCUCCAUUCCCUGAAGACUGGCUUGAGAACCUUGACUGGCACUUUGGUUUUCCGGUGCCUCGGACGGGAAUCUCGCACGGCGAGUCUCUUCCUCCAGUGCCUGGACCUGAGCGCUGGGCCAAACUUCCCGCGGGUCUUCCAGCCGAUCUCAAGAAGAGCUCAGACCCUGACCCGCCGACGGCAGAGCAGGCGGCGGUUGAAGUCGAGCUUUUGCGAAAGGCCAGGGAGACCAUCAAUAGCAAGGAUGCAGCUGUUGUCCGACUUCGUGGCGUGGCAGAGGCUUGGAACUUGGCGGACACAGAGGCGUGGAAAUUCGUCAAGAGCUUCCGUGCCCGCCAAGUCGUGGAAAGACUGCAGUUCGAGGAGGAAGAAUCUGCUUAUGGCACCGGAGGCGGCGUGAGAGGCAAGCCUCGCUGGUGGGGCUCAUGA